GAUUGUCGUUUACUCAUGAUGCGUUUUGGGCACAUGGUGUAUACGCGCGCUGCCGCGGCUGGUUAAAGACAGUGUAGAGUUGUGGCGCGCGCAUUAAAGCUAUGGCGCUGCCGUGGCUUCUGCUGUUGGAGCUGCUGCUGUACGGCAGCUGUUUUAUUUGCGGGAUCGUCACAGCCUCCUCUGUUACAAUCUCACAGGGAGGUUUUGCUGGAAAGUGUAUGCUGUACGGUUCAGUGCAUCUGAACAGCACAUUCAUCAGUGUUCUUUCAUCCAGUUCUCCCUCUCUCUGUUACUUUGUGUCAGCCAUCUCCGUUUGUGUGGCUGUCUUCUGCUUUUCAGUCACUCUCUACUGGAUCUACGUCGCCUGUUUUGAUGGAGAGGUGAAUAGAGAGAAAUUAUGGAUGAACAUUACCCUUGGCUUGUCAGGAGUCUUCCUCUUCUUCCUCUUGGUGACGGGAUGCAUCCUGAAAAUCGGCCGAGACAGACUGUGUGACUCAGUGCUCCAUACAGUGAACAAUAUAACAAGGUGUGAAGAAGCUCAAAAUAAGUCUUGGUUGAGCCCUAUAAGUGGGAACCAGUUCUACUCCAGACUGCACAGUGCAGAGACAGCAGUAUGGGUGAAUUUCUUCUUUUGGAUGAUCAUAGCAGGUCUGGUCCUGCUCCAGCGUAACAAAGGGUCAGAAAUCCAGUCAGUAGGAGAGAACCCAUCAGUGACCCCUUCUGAAACCGAGCCCAUCUUGAGCCACCCAGGACAUCCUUGGUGAACAGAGACACAGUUAAUCUGUGUCGCUCCACAGUAAAGCAGUCUAUGUGUCACUUGAACACACACACACACACACACACACAUACAUUCACAAACGCACUGCUGGCUAGCUGAGCCAAGAGGAUUUUGGCAGUUCCAGUAUACGGUCUUGAUUUUGUUCACUAGCAUUGCCAAGGGUUAGUUGCCAUGGUUACUGAUCUGUGGCUGGCAGCACAGACCUGGCCGGUGAUAGUGUGCGGUUGCCAGAUUGGUGGUGUGACCUGAACUGAUUGAGACACAGAUUUAUGUAAAGAGAUCAAAUCUGACAACAUUGCCAGUGUUUUCAAAAAGUAAACAUGAGGAUUGCAUACUCGUACUACUACUUUGUUUUUACAUGGUGACUAGUGUUUUUACUCUCUGGCCAAAACGUUUCAUGAGUAUGUACAUCAAUUUAUAGGCUUUUGUGGAAUAGCAUCCAUUAAAUUGAACCUAGCUGACCUGAAGUCAAACCAAGUUAACGCACUGUACUGUGACUGUUAACUUGUCUUAAGUGAAGCUUGCUCUGUGUCAGUGUACAACAUUACCGCCCUCUGCUGUCUGUUUAUAUGAAUUACUCCAUAAAUCCCUUUAGAGGGUGCUCGUGCCUGUUUUGUAGGCAAGGAAGCUCCCAUAAGUACUCCCCCCUAAUUUCACAUUUCUCUUCCCCAUAGUCCUUGGUGUCCUUUACAUGGGCAAAACUGCUUGAGAGUGUCUUUCCGAGAGUGUUUGGCUAUUAAUCUUGUGCCCAGCAGAGGUGUCAUUUUUAAUGGCUUUUUCCUGCAUACAGCCACGGGAGGUGUGUGUGUGGGUUGACAGGGACAUAAAUCCAUAAUUUGGCUACUGAUGGUAUCCGCUUUCCACAGGCGAAGUGCCAAAUCUGAGGUGCGGCCCACAACACUAAAGUCCUCAGAAACGCUGUCCUUCCGCCCAUUUCAGCUGCACAGUGUCCAUGUUUGCUGCAUCCACUAAAUGCUUGGGUCUCAUCACCUUUUUGUGAAACUUUUUCAUUUAACUUGCGUUUUAAAACUGCUGGUUACAGAUUAUGCACUGAUAUUUUUUAUGAAUACUAAAUCUGUUGUAUAACAUACUAUCUUUGAGUGCUAUGUAAGCGUUUCAAAGCAAUUAAAUUUGUCAACCAAG
Molecule: messenger RNA, 1921 nt
Organism: Ctenopharyngodon idella (grass carp)
Lineage: Eukaryota; Metazoa; Chordata; Actinopteri; Cypriniformes; Xenocyprididae
Gene: tmem179ba
Product: transmembrane protein 179Ba
Exons: 5
Coding region: 102-764 (220 amino acids)
Source: RefSeq, a predicted model, not a curated record